AGAGGGGGGCUAGGUAGGGAGGUAACAACUAGUCGGUAAGGCCUAUUAAACAGUUUUUAUCUAAAAGAAUGAUUUAAUCGAGAAAAAAUGGAAGUUGGAUUUUCUACUAUGACGACAAGAAGUAUUGAGGAUAAAUUACUAUUAAAUACUAUUUCAAGGAAUCUUAAGUAAGUUAAUAAAUAGUUAAUAAGGUAUGUACCAAGCUAUACAUAUGUAUAAUAUAAAAAAAAUAUUUAAGUAAGUUUUAUAUACAUUUAUUUAUAUAUAAAAUAGAUUAAAAACUGGUAAUAAAAAGUAUUAUAAAAAAUAUAUUAUUAAAUCAACUAAUUAAUGAAUUGUAUUAUUUAUGUAUAAAUAAAUAAAUAUAAUAUAUAAUUAUAAAUUUUGAUAAACUUUGAAAGAUUGUAAUAGAAAAUAUUGAAAACAAUUUAUUUUUAAAAACACCAUUUUGCAGUGCUUGCCUGGGAGCGAGCAGAACACGUAGGUAGGCCUAUGCGGUAUGCCGACCGCUCGCAGUUAUAUUUAUAGUGCAUGCAGUUUUGCUUUGAGCAAAUGCUGUUUAGCUCCCUGCAAAAAUUCGAUGGAUACGCACGAAAUACACGUUCAAGCUCCAGGUCCGUGGGGAUUUCGCAUCUUUGGAGGAGACGGACAACCUUUAAUUGUGGCUAAGGUAAUAAAAAAUAUAUGUGACUUUUUUCCACCCAAAAUCAUACAGGCCUAUAGAAUAUAUAGAACUUCUAUUUUCUUUAACAGUUUGCUCUACAAAACUUACUCAAAAGCUUUGUAGUUGCUUUGCAUUCUUUUUUUUUAUAAAAAAACUUGAGUUAGUAACAAAGAAAAUGAUCAUCCUGACAUAGAAGAGGAAUAUAAUAACGAACACUAGUUAAUGAGAAUGAGAUAGUAUCAUUUUUCAACUGGAAAGAGAUUGAUGUUAACAUUUUAUACUUAAUUAAACGUAUGAAAUUGUUUCAACUUUAUUAUCAACUCUUCAACGAUUCGUCGUCCUUCAUCUACUUAUUUCUUUAUUUAGAAAGAAAUGCCUGGAUUCCUCUUACUUUACUUUAAUUAAUUAUUUAUUUCUAGGUUAGAAAUAGAAGUCCCGCAGCUGAAGCUGGUUUAAAAGAGAACGACGUACUUAUUUCAAUAAAUUCUCAUUCCUGUGAACAUCUCGAUCAUAAGAGAGCAAUGGAAAUUUUAGAUGAAGCUCAAGGUGGCCUUUGUCUUCAAGUUUUAAGAGGUACGACGAAUAAACAAGACAUUUCGAACGCUUUUAGAGCCUUAUCUAAUCAGCAAAAUGUUAAUAAUGAGUCGUUAGAGAAAAUACCACUCUCAUCUACUGAAAAUGUUCACCAUGAAAGUGAUAUUUGGAAGCCUAGAGAACAACAGACAUCGUUCAAAGUUACUGCGCAGGAGAACGUAUCGAUAACUCGAAAUGCGGACGAAUCAAUUACAAUGUCAGUGGGAAUGCAAUACGAGAAGGAGAACACACCACCGCAACCGAUAUUUCGAGUGAAACAAAUAGGAAAAGUCGAUGAGGCAGUUUGGAAACCGGCUACCUUCCAAAUAACACAGCAACAACAACAACAACAGCAGCCGCAGCAGCAACAUCUGUCGCAAACUGUUCCUCAUCCCUCUAAUUCAUUUUCUCAGACUUCUCAAUUUUCCUACCAGGAAGAGCCAACUUCUGAUCAUUGUGAUUCUUUCUAUAGUUCGGAUAAUUUUGAUUUCUCUUACGAGGCCGAUCCUUCCGACAACCUUAUAGGCAAGCUGACGAACCGAGAAAGUACUUCAGAUGAUGGUCGAUCUUCUCCCGAAUCGGCUAUGAGAAGGAAGAAGAUAUUUGCUGAUUCUGCUUUUUACGAUGACGAUCAGCAUAAAUACCCUACUAUAGAAGAGCAAAUCAAAAUGGCUAGAAGGGUCGCGAUGUCACUAACCGCUCCGAUUAAUAACAAGGCUAGAGGUCAUCGAAUGUUUGUUAAACGACAACAAAGAUCAGAAAAGUGGACUUAUUCUGGAGGAGAACUCCACGAGAAGAAAGAGUUUGAUAGCGAUUCCCAUCAUUUUAUGCAACAGCCUUGGGAAAAAACCUGGUCGAACAUUGAGAGAAGUUCUGAUGAAACACCAUUGAACUUCGGUGAAAUUCCAGUUGCUCCGCCCCUACCUGCAAAUGCCUGGCGAGCACCUGUUCUACCUGUUGGUAAAGGGAAGGAGAAGGAAAGCGCUCUAAGUGCUGAAGAAUUCGAAAGAAUGAGAUUGCUAGAACAAAAAAAUACCCACGACAGCAUUAAUCCGCAAAUGUGUUUUAAUUUGGCUGCGGCUCUGAAGAGUAGUAAAGGAAAAGGAGGGCAGAUAUUCGCUAAACGAAAAGCUAGAGCCGAUAAAUAUAUCGUAGAUGAGUCGAACGUUGCCCUACCUGCAACUAGUCCAAAUAAGAAUUAUAUGGCUAAAAUUUUAGCGUCAACGAACUUCAAUCAAGAAGUUGAAGAAACUAAGAGGGUCGAUUCAGGACCUCCACCUAAUAAAUUGGAUACGAUGAUUAGCCGUAAGCCAAAAAUGACUCCAUGGGAAGCAGCCGCCUCCGAUCCUUAUAAUAUAGAACCUGCAUUUGAACAUUUAUAUGGGUGGAAAGUUCCCUCACCCAAUGAAAAAAGCUUUACUCCAGCCAAAGUCGAUGUAACACAACCACCACCUACUUCCGACUCUCCUCAACCUAAAUUACGGCAAACCAACAGCCAACCUACACCAUCUAAUUCGAGGCCAUUCAGCUAUCCUGUUGUAAACAACAGUGCACCAAAAGGAUUUAAACCCGUGAAAUUUGCGUUUAAUGAUGGAGAACAAACAUCUGAGACUCGUAUGGAAGAUGGUGGUGUUUGCGAUUUGUGAAGAUAUACAUACGUUAUAUUAAUGCGCAUAUAUAGUUGUUAUAUACAAUAUACAAGCGUAAAUAGGUUUAUAUAUAUAUACAUAUUUUAAAGUAUAUAAACAUUUUAUUUAAAUUGUACGUUGUCUUUGUCUUCGUUGAAUGGUUUCAGUUUAGCAUCCUGCAGCCUGUAUUUUUUCAGACCCUUGAUUUUCGUUUGCUUGAAUAAAUGACAUUAAGGAAUAAGGUACAAAAAAAAUAAAUGAAUAUUCUUUAUUCAUUGAGUUAACAAUUAUGAAAAGACAGGUAGAUAGAGAGACAAAGAGAGAGAGAGAGAGAGAGAGAGAGAGGGAGUUGGAAAGAAAUAGAAGGAAAUAUAACGAGAAAAAGAGUAAAACUAAUCGUGACUAGGUUAUAUCAAUUUCUCCUAUAAACUUUUCUCUUUCUCUCAUUCUCAUUUUAAUAGGACAAUAGGCCUACUAUAU
Dimorphilus gyrociliatus is the source of this 3345-nucleotide messenger RNA. The record is from the annotation of a GenBank genome assembly. NCBI's taxonomy places the organism in Eukaryota, Metazoa, Annelida, Polychaeta, Dinophilidae.